Messenger RNA from Ectocarpus siliculosus, 2504 nucleotides. Lineage: Eukaryota; Phaeophyceae; Ectocarpales; Ectocarpaceae. The record is from the annotation of a GenBank genome assembly.
GUACCACGUUACCUUCCCUAUACCUAGAAUCAUGAUGAAGACUUGCGCUUUCCUCGCCGUGGCGGCGGGUGUGGCAACCGGAAGCCCAUGGGCUGGGCAGGCGUCGAAGAGCGCGGCUUUUGUGGGCGCUCCUGUGGGACGAUCAGCCCCGUGGGGUUUGGGAACGCGGUGGGCGAGCAGCACGCCGACCUCGACCAAGGCGCGACCGGGCACCAUGUCGCGAUCCGCGCGCGCUCGCCUUGAAGCCUUGAGCAUGAAGCUGGGCGAGGACGAGAAGGUGGUGCUUAUCGGUGUGGCCGCCGACUCUGGUUGCGGAAAGUCGACGUUCAUGCGCCGGCUGACUUCCAUCUUCGGGGGCGACACCGUGGGCCCCCUCGGGGGAGGCUUCGACAACGGUGGCUGGGAGACGAACUCCCUGGUUUCCGACCUCACCACCGUCCUGUGUCUGGACGACUACCACCUUAACGACCGCGGGGGGCGCAAGGUGUCGGGCAGGACCGCUCUCCACACCGAGGAGCAGAAGUUCGACCUCAUGUACGAGCAGCUCAACGACCUCAAGAACGGCAAGAGCGUCAUGAAGCCCAUCUACAACCACGUGAACGGGACCCUGGACACCCCGGAGGAGAUCAAGCCCACCCCCAUCGUGAUCAUCGAGGGCCUCCACCCCUUCGUCGACAAGCGCGUGCGCGACCUGCUCGACUUCACCAUCUACCUGGACAUCUCCGACGAGAUCAAGUUCGCGUGGAAGAUCCAGCGUGACAUGAUGGAGCGCGGACACUCCCUGGAGUCCAUCCAGGCUUCCAUCGAGGCCCGUAAGCCCGACUUCGACGCCUUCAUCGCCCCCCAGCGGAGCGAGGCCGACGUAGUGAUCCAGGUGCUGCCUACCCAGCUCAUCCCCGGAGACACCGAGGGCAAGAUCCUCCGCACUCGCAUGGUGCAGAAGGAGGGCCUCGACUUCUUCGACCCCGCCUUCCUGUUCGACGAGGGCUCCACCAUCUCCUGGGUGCCCUGCGGCCGCAAGCUGACGUGCUCCUUCCCGGGCAUCAAGUUCGCCUACGGCCCGGACACGUACUACGACAACGAAGUGUCGGUCAUCGAGAUGGACGGGCAGUUCGACAACCUUCAGGAACUCAUCUACGUCGAGUCGCACCUGUCCAACAUCGGCACCAAGUUCUACGGAGAGCUGACCCAGAACAUCCUCAAGCAGGCAGACUCGCCCGGCUCCAACAACGGCACCGGCUUCUUGCAGACCCUGGUGGCUCUUAAGCUUAGGGAGGUGUACGAGAGGAUCACCAAGAAGACGGUCAGCGUCAAGCUCCCCGAGAGCGUCGCUCAGUAACCGUUCUAGUCUUUCGUUGAAAACGUCAAGCCAUCGUGAGUGUAGUGAGUCGAGUUGAUUGCAUAGUCCACUCAAGACUGGCGCGAUGCAGGUUGUGCUGUUCGUAGGAAGGGGAAAACGAGCAUCGGGGGGGGGGGGGGGAUAGCCCCGUGGUUUGCGUUUACGUUAUUGUUCCGCUCGAUACCUACCCUUGUUUUGAGCUGUCGUGAAUGUAUUGGUUUCCUUCUUGGGCAGCAGAGAAGACGAUGAUUAUUAAAGUCUCGGCAUACCAAGCUUUUCCGCCGGGCUACCCUUGCUGAACUGCGUACGUUUUGGGCGAGUUCAAGCAAAAGAAUGCUUCCAAGUCCCAACUCUCCUAUAGAACAAAAGAAACCCGUGCGUUCUCGUUCUUGUUCUUAAGUUUGAGGGGUAGUUAACAAAUACCUCGGCCCGCCACUAACGUGGAGUUGGGUGCGUCCUUUGUUUAGGGAUGCCUGCAUUGUACAAGGCAUGGACGUUAUAGACACAGCACGAAAAUAUAGUUUAGAAGAGGAAAACGGGGGACGGGGGCGGGGCAGCGAGAACUUCUUCCCCCCCUCACUCCCGUCAACCUCGUCGGGCACUCGUACACGGACUUGUGUGAAGUGAUUUUCCCUGUGCCUUGUUUGGGUGACAGCAGUACCACUUUCGCGUUUCCCCUUCAGAGGGCGUUAAGUCUUCGUAUUCUGGUGUUGAAACAGAGACCGAACGAGUUGUUUCUUUGCUGCCGCUCUCUCCAUUUUUCGUUUAACAUUUGUAGAUGAAGAAUUUGUUGGUUUUACAAUCGGUCGGCACAUCGGGAGAAGAGGCAAAUGACGGUCUUGCAUACUCUGGUACAUGCCAGAAGGAAGUGAGAUUGUCCUUUUCUUGUAGAAUGAAAGGAGAGGGGCUGAGGGAUGGCGAAAGACUGACGGGGAAAAGCGAUCAGGUUCAUGAUACGAAACGUGAGACCUCGCCAAGUGCGGUACAGCUGGUUUCGUUGCCACCUGACCCUUCCUGGGGGCGUACAUAUUGGCAUGCAAGACAAUUGAAGGCUGCAGCUCGAUAUUCUCUCAUACGUUGUAUUGUAACCCUAGUCCGCUCACGUUUAGCGUGGACCUGAACCACGAUGUCACUCCGCCAUAAAUGCAAUGCGAAGUAACACCUC